Suillus subaureus is the source of this 846-nucleotide messenger RNA. RefSeq lists its product as uncharacterized. The annotation marks the transcript as partial. The record is from RefSeq and is a predicted model, not a curated record. Lineage: Eukaryota; Fungi; Basidiomycota; Agaricomycetes; Boletales; Suillaceae. The transcript has a single exon.
ACAAAAAACAACUCAAAGGCAGCAGAAUUUGCUCGGCUCUUCGAAUUAUUUGACCGAAUUGCGACACGGCGCGCUAGGGGGUCGACGGAACUAGCGAUCUCGAUGGACGACAUCCAAUCAGUUCCUCCCGAAUUCGCACCAGUCCUGAAGAAUUUGUCUGCUGUUCUUUCGUUACGUGCUCAACGCGACCAAGAGCGUCUCCGCAAGCCAACGGGACGCCCCCGCCGCAAUACUGUCGGUGUUGCACCCGCGACGCAGAAUGGCAUUGACGUAGCAAGGGAUGUAGGGAGCCCUAUAUUUCCCCUUGAAGAGCAUCAUCCGUUUACAUUCAAGCUUAUGCUCCACAAAUUAUACAACGUCGACGAAUGGGCCGAAAAGGUGAAGAGUGCUGUGGAAGCGUCAAAGGAACAAUUUAAACCCCUAGCGGAGAGGAUGCAGAAGGCGAUGAAGGAGGGCACAGGGGCGGAAAGAGUUGUAGGAAGGAAUGCCGCGCGGUCUAGGAGUCAGUCCGCGAUAAACCCAAAGUCCAAGGGGAAAGCGAUUUCCCGAGAACAAGUUCCCGCAUCGCCAGCACGUGCGAAUGACUUCAGCCGAGUGUUGAAGAAACGCUGCGUCGGGAGGCGCAAAUCUAUCAGUGGGCCACUCGCUGGGGGUGUAUGGGUUUACGAUGCAGCCAUAUCUGCUGUCGAGUUGGAUGGCGGUCGCCCAUCCCUGGAAAUUACGAUCUCAAAGUCUAAAGACAUCUUGAAUAAUACCGGUGUUCGGUCCCGUCACCAGUCUCUCGCUGGACUGGAGGGUAUUCAGGAUCGGGACACGACUCGUAGGAAGGUCAGAAUUGCAGUGCCC